Molecule: messenger RNA, 3505 nt
Organism: Planococcus citri (citrus mealybug)
Lineage: Eukaryota; Metazoa; Arthropoda; Insecta; Hemiptera; Pseudococcidae
Gene: Pat1
Product: Protein interacting with APP tail-1
Exons: 11
Coding region: 214-2001 (595 amino acids)
Biological process (GO): intracellular protein transport; proteasome-mediated ubiquitin-dependent protein catabolic process
Cellular component (GO): Cul2-RING ubiquitin ligase complex
Molecular function (GO): ubiquitin-like ligase-substrate adaptor activity; protein binding
Source: RefSeq, a predicted model, not a curated record
UUCUAGGUGUUUAUCGCGAUUAUUUUUGGAAAAUAAAUAAACAUUUUUUGUCUAAAAAUUGAAGUGUUGUAAAUUCCGAUUUCCGUAAAAUUUUCAAAUAUGUUAUCAAGGUAUUGCUAUCGUAUGUAAAUUCGAAUCGUGAAAAAUUUUUCCACUCUGUGAAACAGAAUCGCUGCGAAUGAGUUAUCAGCAAUUAGAAAACUAAAUUGAGAAAUGGAUGUGAAAGGAUCGCAAGAAAAAUUCCUGGGACCCUCUCUGUACAAAAUCGCUUUAAAAGUGGUUUAUCAGAACUUCAUCAAACACGAUCCUGGUUUCGAUAUAAAAUCCUUACCAGAUCGGAUCGUCUUUGAUCUGAUUCGUCAAUGUUUUCAAAAUGACAAAACGCAGAAAUUAUUGUACGAAAAAAUGGACCUCGUCAUAUUCAUACAAUUGAUGAAAUACGAAAAGUACAGACCUAAAUUAAUGAAAUUUUAUCAAGCGCUUAUUAAUCACGACUAUCCUGUUGGCAUGGAAUUCGUUAACACUUUCACUAAAAUGUCAAUGGAUGCCGUCGAUUCGAAUGACGAUGAUCGUAUAAUCAAGUGUAUUCGAAACGGCUUACGAUUUGGCUCAUUUUUAAGCGAAGCUUCGUGGUAUUCAGAAAGCGAGCAAGUUCUCAGAUUAACGAAAACUCUUUCCCAUAGGUUACCAAAAACAGUAUUAUCGUACAAAUUAAUAUUAGAAUGCUGUCACAGAUUGUUUCACACUUUGACGAUGUUUUUUAAAUUCAACGAUGCUACAGAAAUUUAUCACGAAAUUACAAAUUUAAUGUCCAUUUUGGAGAAGAACGGAGAAUCUCCGAGCUAUAUUUUACUAUACACUGAAUUUUCAAAAUAUAGUUUUCUCAAAAGUAAUUACGAAGAAUCUUUCAAAUGGAUAAAGAGAGCUAUACUUUGCCUCGAAGAUAAUACAGCUAUAUCGACACAAAUCCAAGUCCUACGUCAAGCAUCUAAAGUAUGUGUAGUGAAAAGAGAUUUCGUCAAAGCCAAGUUCUUAAUGCACCAAGCGUUAGCUAGAGCCGAGUUACACUACGGUUCCGGAUACUAUAAACUGGCGAGCUUACUGCAUGAUUUUGGAUUUUAUUUAUUGAAUUCUGAUAAUAUCGAGCAAAGCGCAUCCGUUUAUAAUGAAGCAUAUAAGCUACGUAUUAGGAUGUUCGAUAGUAAAGAAAAAAAUCUUCACGUUGCGAUUGCAGAAGAAGACUUAGCCUAUGCUUUAUAUGUACUGGAAUACAGCUCGGGAUAUUUCGAAUGUGCCAUGAAGCACGCUGAAAGCGCCAUUAAAAUUAUGAAAAAUCUAUUACCACCUGGAAAUCUUAUGCUAUCGUCAGCAAAUCGUGUAAAAGCUUUGAUUCUAGAAGAACAAGCACUGGAUAGUUUUUUGAACAAUGCGGAAGAAGAUAUAACAAUCAUGUUAGAAGAAGCGGAGAAAUUACAUCAAGAUGCUUUAUCACUAACUAAGCACACGUUCGGCGAAGAAAACACCCUUACGGCGAAACAUUACGGUAACUUGGGUCGUUUGUAUCAAAGCAUGAAAAAAUACGAGGAUGCCGAACAAAUGCAUUUGAAAGCUAUACAAAUAAAAGAAAAAAUCUUAGGUCCUGAGGAUUACGAAGUAGGUCUUUCAGUCGGUCAUUUAGCAAGUUUAUAUAAUUAUCAUAUGGAAGAAUAUGAAAAAGCAGAGCAACUUUAUUAUCGCUCUAUAAAAAUAAAUUUGAAACUAUUUUCGGAAUCGUAUUCCGGCCUAGAAUACGAUUAUCGGGGACUAAUCCACGUCUACGAACAUUUGAACGAUAGAGUCCAAUCGGAUAAAUUUAAUAAGAAAUUGACCGAAUGGACUAAGUUACGAAGCCAGUGUAUACCCGAUGCUGUGGGUCCGGAUUUUUACAAAGUUCUCAGUCCAGCACCCAUCGACAGCGUUAAAAAUAUAUUCGAUAACUCAGCUAGUACUUCCACUGCCUGAACGUAGAAUGCACGUGUCGUAAAACGAUCACUUUCUCGAUUAUGUAAAUAUGAAACGCAUCUGAGAUGAUUUUUUUUUUUCAAAACCAUAUACCAAGCUUUAGGUAUUUUUAGGUCAUUUUCUUCUACGGCGUAUUAGUUGUUUCUCUACUCGUUGUAUUUUAACUCGGAGUCGGCAACCAUCAACUUUCAUGCUUUUUUUAAAAAAUGGUGAUAAUGUGUCACCUUUGUUUAAUCUUCGUGAAUUCGGUACGAAGAUUACUCUCGUAUGAUGUAUUAAAAGAAUGCAAUUUUCUUGGCGACGGACGCUGUUAUUUUUAUCUUUGAAAGUACUAUUUUUCUUUUUGAUGAUUGUGUCAUAAGACUGAAAGCAUAUCGAAAUAUACGCCGGAAUUUUCAUGCAAUUGAUGCAUUUUUACAUUUGGCUUUUAUCAUUAAAAAAAAACAUGUAUACUACUUGAGAGUUAGUAUAACUGAUAAAUAUCUAUCUUAGUUAUGUAACUUAGUUUCUAAUUGUUAUUCUAGUGAUCUAAGUUGUCUAUUCAUUCAUUUUAUGUAUUAAUCGAUCAGAGAUCGAUGAAAACCCGGUUAAUUUGCCCAAAAUUUGAUUACCUACUUCUGAUACUCAGCGCGUCGAAAUUAAGAUUUACUUUACAAAACCUACAAGGUUGAUAUGUUAAUUUUUCAAUCACGUUUGAUUAAGUAAGCGAAAAAAUUAUGUAUAUUUAUACUGAUAACAUUUGUGAGUCUGAAAUUUUUAUAAUUGCGAAUAAUUGAUUAUUACGUUUACCUGAUUUUAUUUUCGAUGGAGUUCCAUUAUUAGUCAUUUUUAGUUACUCAUAAUAAGCUCUUAUCAGCUGCAUAACAGAAUAUAUAUAUCUAGCUGUGAUAUUCAAUAUUUUUUUGGGAGUACAUCGGUGCGCCGGAAAAUAAAAAUUCUGCUUUUUUUUAUUAAAAUUGUUAAAUUUAAACGAAUAAAAAACGAGAAAAAAUAAUUUUGUUGCUUUUUAUACCUAUGUACAAUAUGUGAACGAGUUCUCUUCAAUCAUUACGUAAAUUUUUUUUUUGUUCCGUUUAGAAUAUUUUAAUUUUUUUUUUAAUAUGCUCAAAUUAUAGGCAGUAAAUUACGUUCGGUCAUCUAUUGUGUAUCUUUUUAUGUCUUGUUUUUUUUUCUGCCACGUGUAUAAAAUUGUGUCCUAUUUUCGAAAAUUCGAACAUUACUAGUGUAAAUAUUCCAUAGGCCAGCUAUAUAGCAAUAUUCGAGAAAUGAUAUAUCGUUUAAUUGCUUCAUUUACAUCGGAACAACUAUUAGUACGAAAAGAGUAACAAUAUUAAGUACGAAAGUGAAUUACGAUAAUUGUACCAUUGUUUGUAGCUGUAAAAUGUAUAAAUAUAUAAAAGUAAGAUUUGUUACCAGAAAUUUCACAAGUACCUACAACGUUCCGCGAGCUUGAAAUGUAAUUACAAAACGUACAUGCCAUUGAAUUAUAUUCGUAUGUAUUGGA